Molecule: messenger RNA, 2849 nt
Organism: Vigna unguiculata (cowpea)
Lineage: Eukaryota; Viridiplantae; Streptophyta; Magnoliopsida; Fabales; Fabaceae
Biological process (GO): positive regulation of GTPase activity
Molecular function (GO): GTPase activator activity
Source: RefSeq, a predicted model, not a curated record
UUAAGACACAUUUCGUUCUCCGUCUCCACCCUUGUGUUGUAUACCAUUUUUCAUGGCUUCGUUCUCCGUCUCCACCAAGGUUGAACCUGACGCCGACGAAGAUUGCGUUGCAGAGGAAGAAGUGUUUCAUUUUUCUUAUCUUUUGCAUUCUUUAGUUAUUCACUCGUUUCUGUUGCUCCAGUGUGAUUAUAGAAUUAGAGCCAAUGCCAAUUUACUUCCUCUCCUUGCAUUGCAGUCUGAGAAUUUUGAUGAUUUCACUAUUGCUUCUCCAUGGGAAAGGUUUAUUUAUGAAAUAGAGGCAGUUUGUCGGAAUUGGAUGGCCGAUACUCCAACGAGGUUAUUGGAUAAAGGUGCAGUUGCAUUAGGGUAUUCCAAAUAUUCGUACAAGGUCAAAUCUGAAUUGAAGUAUGGCACAGAAAGUUACUGCAUGGAGUACUAUUUUGAGACCAACAUUAAUGGCAAACCUGGCAUGGCGGACUGGAGGUCUGCUUUUCAUGAUCUGCAACUAUGUUUUGGUGUAAAGGAAUUUUUGGUGAUUUCUCCUAAAAGUGCAAGCAGUGCUGUUCUUGAUGCACCAGAAGCAAGCAAGCUACUGAGUGCUGUUGCAAUUGCUUUGUCAAAUUGUUCAAGUUUAUGGCCAGCAUUUGUUCCAGUUCAUGAAUCUUCACGUAAAGCAUAUAUUGGAAUUCAGAACAUGAGUACUGUAUUUACAAGAAGGUUUGAAGCAGAUUGGAUUUGUAGUCAGGUUCCGAGAAGACUGAUGCAUUUGGAAGGCCUGUAUGACUUGUUUGUAUCUAAGUUUGCGUACUCCACAUUGGAUCUUCCUACUAAUCUUUUCAAAGUGCAAUUUGCAAUGAGGCUAACAUAUAACAUGCUUCCUCAUGAUGAUUACAAUAUGAAAGCCAUUGAUGCUCAAAAUACAAAUUCUGGAGAAAAUCUUACUGGUGAAACCUCUAAUGAAACACUGUGGGAUAAUGAUUGUCCUUGGAGUGAGUGGUAUUCUGCAGAAGAUCCUGUUAAAGGUUUUGAGCUGAUUACGAUAUGGUCAAAGAAGAUGGUUGAAAGUUCUUUGGAAAUGGAUGAACUGGAAAAUGCUUCACCUUAUGAAGCUGAGAAGUGGUUGAUCUCUCCAAGUUGUCCUCCAAAACUGCUUGAAGGUUCUGAAUGGAAUCAAAAUGGAUUUGCAUCCCGGUUGCAUAUUCUAGUUGAUGCAUUGAAAACGUCAUUUGAGGCCCGAUUUAUGGGAAAUUUUGUUUCAGCAGAUGAUAACUCUGGUUCUGAGAAUUUGAAUUCCUCAAUGAUUAUACCGCCACAAACUGUCAGCGAUCAAGUGCUGAAAGAGCUAUUUCAAAAAGGAGUACAGGUCACAGACUCUGCUUAUGGUGGAAAUAGGACUUCUCGAGCAAUAAAAGGCGCACCUCUUGAAUCACUCUUUGCACAAUUUUGUUUACACUCUCUUUGGUUUUGUGACUGCAACAUUAGAGCUAUUGCUGUCCUAUGGAUGGAGUUCGUACGAGAGGUUAGGAGGUGUUGGGAAGAGUCACAAUUAAUCCCUCGAAUGACAGCAAAUGGUUCAAUUGACCUUUCCACUUGUUUGAUUAACCAAAAACUUCAGAUGCUUGCAGUAUGCAUUGAGAAGAAAUGCGAAGUGAAUGAGGAUUAUCAAGACUGUAUUGGUAGUGAAGAUCAAAUUGAGUCUAUAACUGAGAAUUUCUCUACCCUGGUGGUAAAGGACAGAUUAGCUUCAGACAUGUCAGCAUUUAAAGCAGCAAAUCCAAAUGCUGUUUUUGAAGAUUUUAUUCGCUGUCAUUCACCUGGGGAUUGGAUAGAUGAUGACCUUGAGGUUGAGAUGUCUAAAGAUAAUCCGUCUCCAAGAGGAAAACUUUCAGAGAGAAUGUCUGAGAAUGGGAACUCGUGGAGAAAUAUUUGGAGCCGCUCACCUGCUCUUCCUGUUUCUGGACAGAAGCCUCUUCUAGAUCCAAAUCGAGAAGGAGAGAAGGUUCUUCAGUAUCUGGAAACUUUACAACCACAUCAGUUGCUUGAGCAAAUGCUGUGUACUGCCUUUGGAGCAGCAGCCGACACCUUAAUUCAAACCAAUUAUGGAGAGCUGAAACAGAUGGAAUCUAUGAUGCAGCACCUUUACCUUACUUUGGCUCCUGCUUUGAAGCCCUUGCAAGAAAAUCGUUUAUCCCCUGAUAGUGAGACUAUUGAAGACCUAAGACGACUGUGUAUUGUUUUCCAGCACGUAGAGAAAUUACUGACUCUUGCAGCUUCUCUUCAUCGCAAGUUCUUACAAGCACCAAGCCUAGCCCGAGAAAUUUUCAGUGAUUUCUAUAACUUCUAUAUUCCUAGAUUGGGAAUAGGCCUGGUAGAAGAAAAGGAGUUUGACAAGAAACAAGCAGUGUGGAAUGAAGAGAGAGAAGCGGUGGCAAAUAUGUUUGUUCAACCCACUGCAAACCAAUCUUGGAGAAAGGUUUUGAGUAUGGGCAAUCUUCUCAAUGGUCAUGAACCAAUUCGGAGGGAGAUUAUUUUUUCAGUGCAUGGAGUGAAUGGUAAUCACUAUGCUAUUCCUACUGCUACUGUUUCCCAACAAAACGUUGAAACUUACCGCAUGUAUAUAUGUGGAACUUCUAAUGAUCUCAGGGUCGCUCUCUCUGUUGUCUCAUGUGAUUAAUUUUAUGGUGUUUACUGGUUACAUUUAUAUGUUCGUUAGGAACCAGUAUCAUAACAUCUCUAGCUUUUGUUGAUUAAAAUGUUCAUGAUGUACUUUCCAAUGAUUUUAUUUCUAACUAAAAAUUUGUAUAUUAUUUCAUUGAAAGCUCAUUAGUAAAUAAAGACCAUUUUAUUUA